AUGAAGUUCUCCAUCGCUGCCGUUGCCGCCGUCGCUGGCCUUGCUGCCGCCUCCCCUUCUGCUCCCGCUACCAACGAUGUCUUUGCUCUUGGCAAGCGUGCUUCCCUCCCUGUCCCUGCCUCCAAGGGUUCCGUCACUCUCAAGGCCCCUCAGGAGGUCAGCGGUACUUUUGAUGGAGGCAUGAAGACCUACGGCCGUGGUGUCAGCUGCACUGGUCAGGUCGAGGGUGGUAACAAGGACACUGUCUUCAUGGUCAAGAACGGUGGUACUCUCAAGAACGUCAUCAUUGGCAAGGACCAGAUCGAGGGUAUCCACUGCGAAGGAUCUUGCACCAUCGAGAACGUCUGGUGGGUCGACGUUUGCGAGGAUGCUCUUACCCUCAAGGGUGACGGUAACGCCAUGAUAAAGGGUGGAGGUGCCCAGGCCGCCGACGACAAGGUCAUCCAGCACAACGGAAAGGGAACAGUCACCAUUGACGGCUUCACCGUCGUCAACUUCGGCAAGCUCUACCGUGCCUGCGGUAACUGCAAGAACAGCGUUGCCCGCUCCCUCGUCGUCAAGAACGUCAAGGCCUACAACGGAAAGGUCCUCACUGGCAUCAACCCCAACUUCGGUGACAGCGCCUCCAUCUCCAACACGUGCGCUACGUCCGUCAAGACCAUCUGCGAGGAGUUCAAGGGCACCACCCCCGGAAACGAGCCCCAGUCCGUCUCCAAGGGCCCCUCCAACAACUGCAAGUACACCGCUUCCGCCAUCAAGGCUUGCUAG
Molecule: messenger RNA, 768 nt
Organism: Exserohilum turcica Et28A
Lineage: Eukaryota; Fungi; Ascomycota; Dothideomycetes; Pleosporales; Pleosporaceae
Product: polysaccharide lyase family 3 protein
Exons: 3
Coding region: 1-768 (255 amino acids)
Biological process (GO): pectin catabolic process
Cellular component (GO): extracellular region
Molecular function (GO): pectate lyase activity
Source: RefSeq, a predicted model, not a curated record